AUGGCAAUGAAUACAGACGCAAGAUCAGAAUCUUUCACGGUGAACUCCGCCGUGAAGAGAAAUCGAGCAACGCAUAUCGAUGUCACCUUUGAACCGCGAGCAUCACUACCAACUCAACAGCCGCUGCAAAUCGCACAGCCCAGCCACGACCACGGUGGCUCUCCGCACCGUACUCUUCGCCGGAACCAUCAAACAACAAUAGCGAUCUUCCAUCCUCUUCGUGAUCACAUCCGUGACAUCACCAUCAUUACGGUUGAACAGACCCCUUUGUUUGCAUGGUAA
Molecule: messenger RNA, 282 nt
Organism: Vicia faba (fava bean)
Lineage: Eukaryota; Viridiplantae; Streptophyta; Magnoliopsida; Fabales; Fabaceae
Source: the annotation of a GenBank genome assembly